Exophiala oligosperma is the source of this 3816-nucleotide messenger RNA. RefSeq lists its product as uncharacterized. The transcript has 7 exons. Gene Ontology annotation, molecular function: mRNA binding. Gene Ontology annotation, cellular component: cytoplasm; nucleus. Gene Ontology annotation, biological process: nuclear division. NCBI's taxonomy places the organism in Eukaryota, Fungi, Ascomycota, Eurotiomycetes, Chaetothyriales, Herpotrichiellaceae. Bases 283 to 3378 code for a protein of 1031 amino acids. The record is from RefSeq and is a predicted model, not a curated record.
CUCCAAUUCGCCGGGCGUAUCUGCACCUGGCACACUGGGCAUCGAGCCGGACUGUGCGUGCACAUUCACUCUCACCUCGCUCGUCCUUUCCCUCAGACUGACUUUAUCUCGUCCAACACGCAUAACUCGAAAAAAUCGUCCCUCCUCCUCGUCUUCUCGACCUCCUUCGUCCCGUAGUCGACUAGCUGACCCUCCUUCGCGACGACCCCAUGCAACAAUCAUAGCCUUCUCGCCUCACUCCCUUCCCAACGUCGAUGACCUGGGGAGUCAUCCGAAACGAAGAUGCACAAGAUCAGCAACUUCACUGGCCAGGCUCGCCAUGGCUGGGAGCGGAUGACUCCAGCAGCGUUUGGUAUGUCUAGGUUCCAUCAGGACAUGUCUACGCCGCAGCCAUUGAGACGUCCUCAAGGCUCUCCAGCAAUCGGUUCCCAGUCAUCCGCCGACUUGACCCCGGUCAACCUAUCCUUCAACGUGCCUUUUGCUUCGUACCUUACCGGCCCCGACCCAGAUGAUGUCCUACAUUCGAGUCCUGGUGCGUUUCAAAGAUGGACAUUCCCGGCAGACACUCCUGAUGGUACGCCGAUUCAUCAGCUCCCGGUCCAUGUACAAAAUGAAGAGAGACUGCGCUCCUUAUGCACGUACAUCAGUGACCAGAGUGGUGGCCGUGUACAAGCAACGGUGACUUCCUCCGAGCCCAAGGCUGGUCCUGCUUUGCAUAGAAAAUCACAAGGACUUGUUACGAACGUCUGUAUUUCGGGAGAAGGAGAAUUGGUCUACAAGAUGCGGUCCAAGAUUUUGAACGAGACUCCCAUCAUGAUGCGCUCUGCGAUUGUGGAUAUUGAUCCAGGCUUGAUACUCGACAACGGCGAGACUGGAGUGCGAUCGAGCGUGCUCAAUCACAUCGAUCUCUGCGCUAAGUACACAGGAACGGAUAUCUUCCUCCUCAAGCCUAAGAAUGGUGAGGCGUCUUCGGCAGGUGCAUCAUACGGCAAUGGUGUAGAUUGUGGACUCGACCAACGUUAUCGAGUGAGCAUCUUCGGGGACAUGGAGAGUGUUGAGCAUGCAAAGACCCGAGCACUGAUGAUGAUUGAUCAAAUUCUCAAGCACAAGAUCGACGUCAUAAAGCUGGAGGUUACAAUGCACACACUCGUCUCUGGCCGAACUGGUAAGAACAUCAAGAUGAUCGAGUCGGCCACGAAGACAGCGAUCUAUUUCCCUCCGCCUUUUCCUGGGGUCUUCGGCUACGUUCCUCCACAUGCUACUCGACGCGCUGCGGAUGAGAUCUUCAUUACUGGAGAGACUCAGGAACGCAUCAACCAAGCAAAGCAAAAGUUGAAAGAACUAGUAAUGGGCAUCAAGCUGUAUUCGAAGGAUGCGGUCGUCUCUGCAAGCAAGAUUGACAACAUAUUGCUUGAUCGCCUCGACAAGGUCCGCAAGAUUAUGGAGACUAACGGAUCUCAUGUCCUGUUUCCGCAGCUUGCUAGCCAGCGUGGUAUCAUUCGAGUCCAAGGCACCGAAGUCUUGCAUGUCGAGCGAACUGUCAAGGAGAUCAUGGCACUUGCUGGCCAAUUUUUCAGUGCAUCGUGGUGGAUCAUGAUGUCCGACCCGUCACAAGGCCCAGCUAUUCGAGCGCCAUCUCCUGACGACAUCCGUAUCAUGCUGAGUGAUAUCUGCACCAACUCGGGCGCUGAUAUUAGUUUCGAAAAGUUCACCUUUACGAUUAAUGGGUCUGAUGACGCCGUCAAAGCGGCCAUGAUGGUCAUUAAUCAAAUACCUUUUGUCAAGCGAACACCAUAUCAGAUUCGGGUCAAGAUUGAACUUGCGAAUGAACACAAGGAAUUUGUCAGCGGCAAGAAGAACGGCAAGAUCAACAAAAUCAUGGGCCAGAGCAACGUUCAAAUCAUCUUCGACGGCUUCAAUGAGUACAACUUUUACAUCGAUGUUGUGGGUAGCCAGUAUGAAGCUACAAAGAAUGGCUUGGAUCUUGUUGAGCAGGAAAUGCCGGCAUCUAUCUCUUUCCACGUGCCCGACCAGUAUCACAAACGCAUCAUUGGUAUUGGUGGACAGCACAUCCAACGGAUCAUGAAGAAGUAUUCCGUUUUCGUCAAAUUCUCUAACGCGAUGGAUCGAGGCGGUGCUGGUAAAGACGAUGACGACAUUAAGGUUGACAAUGUCAUUUGUCGUACACCUGCUCGCAAUGCGCAAAGUCUGGAUUUAGUGAAGCAGGAGAUCAUGGAUAUGGUUGAGAAAGUUGACGCCGAAUUCGUCUCUGAAACUGUGGUCAUAAAUCGACUCUAUCACAGGGAGCUCAUUUCUCGACUAACCGAGAUCGAGGAUCUGGAAAAGAAAUGGAAUUGCAAGAUUGACUUUCCGAAUACAGAGCAAGCCAGUGAUAUUGUCACCAUAUCUGGACCAGAAUACCAGGUUCCCCAAGCUGUAGAUGCCUUCCUCGGUAUGGUGCCCGAAAGCCACGAGAUUGCUUUCCAAAAGGCAGAAGAUCUCGAUACAUUCUUUUCUACAGCCGAAUUCUACACCGACCUCCGACAAAAAUUGAGAGACCAGUAUGAGGUCGAUGUCCAUGCCAAUCCGGAGCUUAGUAGCCUGCCCAAAUCUGCCACAGCCUCUGUUGAGAGAAUCGUUGGCCCAUCCGAGGGACGACUUGUUCUUACUUACACUCGCAACAAUGCUGGAGGCCUCAAAGACGCCAUCGAUUACCUCAUAUCCCAACUAGUGCCACACGGUCUCGAUGCGACCACUGUCAAAGGUGCUAUCCCUCGCCCGAAAUCAGAUUCUUUCGAGGAUUCUUUGCCCUUCUUUGAUUCAAAACUCCUCCAAAAUGCGCCGUCCCUCCAUUCGACCGAUUCUCCGACACGAUCGAAUUUUGGUGACGGGGAACAUACCCCAGUCUCUGAACGAGCCUCCCUAUUUGACCGCCUACGCAAACCAGGCAGCAUUUCGUCGUUCUCGUCGUUUAUGAGUCGCAAGAAUCAGAACAAUUCUCCAGGGACAUUCUUCAAGCACGCUUCCUCAAAUGCCAGCAAGGCAUCUUUAAUUUCGAUGGAAAGUCGUGAAAGCGGCUACAGAAAUUUUUGGAACGACAGCGGCGUCAAUCUCCCUGAAGAGGACGUAUCUGCAUCGUCACUUAGUGCCGGCUGGCCGUCGCGGUACGAGAACAAGUUUCCCUUUGGAACAAACAGUUCCAUGUCUGGUGACAGAACCCCAAAGCAUGAACACCCUCGCGCGAGCUUCGACUCUGGAAGGCCUCCGACUUCGCACUCAUUCUCGUCCUAUCAAGGUCCCAUAGGCUCACACCAUCACAAUCCAAUGCUUACCGGGAGCAACGGUUCAGCCAAUCAUUUAAAUCUCCCUCUGCGCUAGAGAAAUUUGUGAUGCUCGAAAACAACGAAUGAUACCCCUUAUAUGGAUAUGGAAAUCAUGAUUUAUCUCUUCUUAUGUGCAGCAAGAUACGAUACCCUCUAUGCUACAACGAAAAGUCAAAAGGUGGAAACAAGCGGUUUUUGAUGCAUCGUAUAGGAUGCAAAUCAAGCGUGUUUUGAGUAUUGAUUGAUGUUGGUGGUUGAUGGGUUGCGAGAUGACCAAUUUUGAUGCAUUCAAAGACGUUCAUUACCCCCCUUGUUUUGUUUGUUUGCUUUCCUGUCUUUUGAAGAUGAUACCCACGUUCUCAUUCCGAUGAUGGUUGCAACUUCUUCAUUGUUGCCAGCAAUGGAUGGAGAAGUCAUGAAUGCUUCGGACGGCCCCUAAAAGAACGAUAUAUACCCCAGAAAGCUAUUUAGAGAAACGAGUACAUUUACGAAA